AGCUCUACAGGUCAAUUGCAGGCUCAAGAUGUGGACAAAAUAGCUGGGAAAAGGAAGAAAUUUAUCUGUUUGUCAUGGCAGAAAAACACGGGAAACAUGACUGCAAAAACAUUUUCCUGUAAGAUCACAACAGCAUUUCUUUCUUUAAUUAUUGCAGAGAAAUGCGGAGCCUACGAUGUGAUGUUCAGGCAAAGUCUUGUGCCUGACGGGCAGCCUCUUGUUAUUAAAUGUUCACUGGAAAAGAGCUUGAAUUUUAAAAGUGGAGACUGCAACUUAACAUGGUAUAAAGUUGGUAACCAGACAGCUGUGCCUAGAGACAAACUUUCUAGAAUUCAUCAGCAGAAGAGUUUAAUUUGGUUUCUCCCUGCAAUAUUAGAAGAUUCUGGAGAUUAUGAAUGUGUCAAAAGUUGCAGGAAUUUGACAAGCUGCAGCAAAAUGUCUACAAAAGUAACAGUUUUUGAGAGGACUGAUGGCUUAUGCUUAAAUAAAAAAUUUGCUGUAGAGGAGGUGGCAUUCACUUCAUCAUCUGCAAAGCUUGUGUGCCCACACUUGGAUCACUUCAGGAAUGAGGAAAAUAUUCUACCUGUUCGCUGGUAUAAGGACUGUCAGCUACUGGAAGGGAAAAGAUUUGCCUUCUUAAACAGUGACCUUAUGAUUUUCAAUGUGACCGUGCAAGAUCAAGGAAACUAUACAUGCAAAACAACAUAUACCUACAAUGGAAAGCAAUACAACAUCGCACGAGACAUUAGUCUGAUUGUAGAAGUGAGCCCACCAAAAAUGCCCCCAGAAAUAUCUUAUCCACAAAACAACUCAAUUGAAGUGGAACUAGGCUCACAGGUCACAGUGGAUUGCAAUACAACAGGUGCUGAUGGGUUUGAGGUGUUUUGGACAGGCAACGGUGUGUAUAUUGAUGUGUUUUAUGUGAGCAGAAUUUUUGCGAGGCCCUAUAAAGAGGAAACUGCUUAUGAUGGACGCCCUAUGUAUUCUGUGCAGCUCAUAAUUUCUGAAGUGCAUAGUGAAGAUUAUGAACAACCAUUUGUCUGUCAAGCUUCAAAUGCCUUUGGGCAAGUUGCAUCCUAUAUUAUAUUAAAACACAGAGUUCCUGAUAUACAAAGAUCGCUGACUGGAGGGCUUGUCUCUUUGUUACUUUUAACAUUUAUUAUUCUAAUCAUCUAUAAGAUUUUCAAGAUUGACUUGGUGCUUUGGUAUCGUAACUCUGGAUGUGCCUUUGUAAGUAAGGAAGAUGGGAAAAUCUAUGAUGCGUGUGUCCUGUACACAAAAGGCAGUGGAGGCAGCAACUUCUAUCGUCUGGAAACCUUUGUUCUUAGAAUACUCCCCAGUGUUUUAGAACAACAAUGUGGAUAUAAUCUCUUCAUAUUAGGAAGGGAUGAUCUACCAGGAGAAGCUGUGGUCAGCGUUGCUGAUGAAACCUUUAAGCAAAGCAGAAGACUGAUGAUUAUUUUGGGAUCUGAAACAUUUAGUUGCGUCCAGUUGGAAGAUGCCUGUGAACAACAAUUAGCUAUGUACAGUGCUCUUAUCCGUGAUGAGACUCAAGUGAUACUUAUAGAAAUGGAUGAAAUGCAGGACUACACAAGCAUGCCAGAAUCAAUUAGAUAUAUUAAGCAAAAACAUGGAGCUAUCCAAUGGAAAGGAGACUUCUCAGAGAAAUCUUGUUCAGCAAAUACAAGAUUCUGGAAAAAUGUGCGCUAUCAAAUGCCAGCCAAGAAAAAAGUAUCUUAUUCUGAAGUUUAUUUAUCACCUCAAACUUUGAACAAUUCUGCAGCAACGGGAAAUUAAGAUCUACUUAGUAAAAUAGUACUGAGAAGAUAAUUUGGGAAUAUGUUUUCUACACAAAUUCUUUGUACUAUGAACGUUUUGGUUUUAUUUUUUUUUAUUUUUUUUGGUGUCAAGGAGUAAAAGCUGCUCAUCCCUUCCCGAAAUGACACCAUAAAAGGAAAACUGUGCAACUGUAUUUGUGUUUGGGCUACAGAUAAUGACACAAUUUAUUCAGGCGUAUGCCUGAAUUAAGCAUUGUGGAUGUUGACAGACUGUUCAGGAGUGCUGAUCCACAUGAGUGUAAUGUCCACUGAAGAAUCAUCUGUGAAGUCUGUCUGUUUUCUAGUUGAAACUGCUGUUGAUAAAUUAAAAAAUGUUUAUGUAGUCUGCA
This is a messenger RNA of Numida meleagris (helmeted guineafowl), 2167 nucleotides long. Its product is annotated as interleukin-1 receptor type 1-like. Lineage: Eukaryota; Metazoa; Chordata; Aves; Galliformes; Numididae. Gene Ontology annotation, biological process: signal transduction; regulation of inflammatory response. The transcript has 11 exons. The record is from RefSeq and is a predicted model, not a curated record. Gene Ontology annotation, molecular function: interleukin-1, type I, activating receptor activity. The annotation marks the transcript as partial.